GUCAAAUUCAGGCUACAUCGGCAUCAGUCCUUCGUAGCUGAUGAAUAAAAGUCUAAAGUUUCAUCAGAGACCGGAUCAAAAUGUGUCGCGUGUCAUCAAGCCACAUGGCAGUUGUAAAGGUCUUAAACCUUAUACCCUGGCUCUGUCAUUCCAUGUGUUAGGGAUUGCUUAAACUCACUGCAAAAUUUAUGAUGCUCUGUUAAAUAAAGCCACUGCUGGCUGCAAAAUGGCCCUUGUCAUCGUCUGGUGAACCAGAUGUUCUCUAUUGCGAUUUGUUCUCAGCAUUGCCUCGUCCUUGCGUUAUCCAUUGACCUAGUCCUUCUGACACAGUGAGCGUCGACGACGUUUCGUGAUUUGUUUGGCAAUAUCGGAAAUGUCAAGGCACGACAAGGCAAGCGCAUCUCGAAAUAUAAAUUUGAAGCAAUGUUUCUGGCUAUUUACCAACGUCAUGUCAUGCACUAACCUUUCUGCAAUGCAGACCAAACAUUUAAUAUAUAUUGAAUGUAAACUGUCCGAAGAUCGCGACGUCUUGAACCAUCAUUGCAAUAAAAAACAUGAAUACAAUUUCAUGUUGAUGGAAAAUGGACCUUUCUAAGACUCAAUCAUUAGCAUUUAUACACUAGAUGCUGGAAUGGAUUGCACGACUAUUUUAACGAUAAAACGGAGACGGAUGUGCUUCUGCAGCGGUUGUCAUCUUGACGAUAUGAUUAUCAGCAAGAUUUCCAUAUUCGAUAUCCAUAGCGGUCAUUUCGGAUUGGGUAGUGAUAAGUUUUAAACGUUGCCACCUGGUUUUUGUCGAUCGUCUCAUUUCGCAAUAAAUACCACUGCUAGAUUGAAACUCAAUGAAAUGAAAUCUAGUCUGGAUGAAUGAUUAGACAUUCCUGCCGCCAAUCUGGGCGUGCAACUUUGCUUUUACUACAUUGCAAACAACAUCGCUCAUCAGUCGCUGACAGAAUUCGAUGAUCACUACAUAUCGAACGUGUUAAAAAAUUUUAAGGUUAAUGUUAACUUUAAUCACACUACAGAAUCAGCGGUGUACAUCUGUUUGUCCAAUUAUCGUCUAGCCCCAUCUCAAACAUAGGUUAUGUUCAUGUUUCUUGACCGGCUCGCAGGACCCUACCCAUCACUUUCCUUCUGCAAAUCGUGGAACCAGUUGAGUGUGUACAACCAUGUCCGAAAACAGGGACACAAUUAGUAGUCGAGCGGAUCUCAAUUUCACUCUGCGUUUCACCGCCUAGGAAUCAGACGUGCUUCGGCAUCGCUUCUUAGUUCUCGCCCAGUCACGGAGAUUUCAAGAU
Molecule: messenger RNA, 1298 nt
Organism: Plasmopara halstedii
Lineage: Eukaryota; Oomycota; Peronosporomycetes; Peronosporales; Peronosporaceae
Exons: 1
Coding region: 374-595 (73 amino acids)
Source: RefSeq, a predicted model, not a curated record